This is a messenger RNA of Malaclemys terrapin pileata, 1872 nucleotides long. Its product is annotated as keratin, type I cytoskeletal 12-like. The coding region runs from base 112 to 1647 and encodes 511 amino acids. Lineage: Eukaryota; Metazoa; Chordata; Testudines; Emydidae. The transcript is spliced from 8 exons. The record is from RefSeq and is a predicted model, not a curated record. Gene Ontology annotation, molecular function: structural molecule activity.
GUACAACUGAAACACCCAUUUCUUUCUGUAUAUAAAGGCUAAAAGUGUUCUCUGAACUACCCUGCUCUGUUUCAUCUACUUGUUACACUAGAUCAGGGCAACUUGAACACAAUGGCUCUUUCUGUGCGUACAGGGGGAGGAUCUCGGCAAUUUUCGUCCCGGAGUGGUCUUAGUGGGGGAUCUGUAAGAAUAUCUAGUUCCAGUGGUGUAGGAGGCUUUGGUGGGGGAUCUGGUGGAGGCUUUGGUGUUGCUUCUCUGCUUGGUUCUAGUUCUGGCUUUGGUGGGGGUUUUGGUAGUAGUAGCUUGGGGGGAGGCUUGGGCGGUAGCUUUGGUGGCAGCUCAGUUGGUGGCUUUGGAGGUAGCUUUGGUGGAGGUUUAGGAGGCGGCUUUGGUAGCGGCUCAGGGGCUGGUUUUGGUGGAGGUUUAGGAGGUGGCUUUGGUAGCAGCUCAGGUGCUGGUUUUGGAGGUGGCUUUGGUGCUGGUGGUGGUGAUGGUGGCCUUCUCUCUGGCACGGAAAAGGAAACCAUGCAGAACCUGAAUGACCGUCUGGCUGCCUACUUAAACAAAGUACAUUCUCUGGAGGAGGGUAAUACUGACCUGGAGCAUAAAAUCCGUGAGUGGUAUGAGAAAAAUGGUCCUGGUGCUGGUGGCCCUGGAGCUGGCCAUGAUUACAGCAAAUAUUACCCAAUAAUUGAAGACCUUAGGAAUAAGAUAAUUAAUGCCUCUAUUGAUAAUGCCAGGAUCGUUUUGCAGAUUGAUAAUGCCAGACUGGCUGCGGAUGACUUCAGACUGAAGUAUGAGAAUGAAGCAGCCCUUCGCCAGAGUGUGGAGGCUGAUAUCAAUGGUCUGCGUAGAGUUCUGGAUGAGCUGACUUUGACCAGAGCUGAUCUAGAGAUGCAGAUAGAAAGCCUGAAUGAGGAGCUGGCUUACCUCAAGAAGAACCAUGAGGAGGAACUUCAAGGUUUCCAAGAUAAUGCCACUGGCCAAGUCAGUGUUGAAAUGGAUGCUGCUCCAGGAAUUGAUCUUACCAAGCUUCUGAAUGACAUGAGAGGACAGUAUGAAGUCAUUGCUGAACAGAACCGUAAAGAGGCUGAAGCAUGGUUCAAUGAAAAAAGCAUGGAACUGAAAAGGGAAAUCUCCACCAACACUGAACAGCUUCAAUCAGGAAAAAGUGAAAUCACAGAUCUAAGACGCAUUCUUCAGGGCUUGGAAAUUGAACUACAGUCUCAGCUUGCCAUGAAAAAAUCCCUUGAAGACACAUUGGCAGAAACAGAAGCAAGUUACUGUGCUCAACUCUCACAAAUACAGCUUCAGAUUGGGAAUCUGGAGUCCCAGCUUUUCCAGGUCAGGGCUGAUAUGGAGCGCCAGAAUGCAGAGUAUCAGCAACUCCUGGACAUCAAGACCCGGCUGGAAAUGGAGAUUGAGACCUACCGUCGCCUGCUAGAUGGGGAGUUUGGAAAUGGAUUUGCUGGGGGACAAGGAGGUUCAUUUGAAAGUUCAUCCUUGACAGUUUCCAAAUCACAAACACAAUCACUGGAUUCUUCUAAUGAUCCAACCAAAACCAGAAAGAUCAAAACAAUUGUUGAGGAGGUGGUGGAUGGUAAAGUUGUCUCAUCCCAUGUAAAGGAAGUUGAAGAGAAGAUGUAAGCAAUAGCAUGACACCACAGAGGAUCCCGUCAUUAGAUUGUUUCAUUGACAAGCAUCCCAAUGAAGAGACAUCACAUUGGAUCUCUAUUCUUUUGUCUGAAGCGAUGAGUACAUGUUGCCUUCUUUUUCUUUUGAUUUGAUGACUAGGAUUCUUUUAUACAAAACUAAAAUAAAUUUCUGAAUCUUUGAAGUUUGGUAAUGCAAUAAACAUUCUGUUUCAAAUUA